This is a messenger RNA of Pocillopora verrucosa, 528 nucleotides long. RefSeq lists its product as uncharacterized. The record is from RefSeq and is a predicted model, not a curated record. Lineage: Eukaryota; Metazoa; Cnidaria; Anthozoa; Scleractinia; Pocilloporidae.
AUGAAGAUGAAAUGGGAAGAUCGGGGAAAAGAAGGGAAAAGAAAGCGAAGAUCGAUUCGCAGAGAGAAUGAAUUUUUCAGUUUCCUCAGUUGGACAUUAGUUCUCAUAUUUUGUAGUCUGAAGAAAGCCUUGCCCUGUACACCUUUACUCUGUUUAAAAAGACUUUCAGGAGCUCAGAAUCGCGGGGAAACCAAGCCACCAUCCACAAAGGAGAGGAAACGAAGGAAAUCGAAACGGAGCAGAAAAAACAGCGUUGACCGGUUAAACUGGGAAAUGAGAGCUCGCUGUGAUAUCAAACUCAUGUGGCAGAUCUCGAUUGGCGAAGGACAAGAUAUUUGCCUGGAUGAAGUCGACUAUUUCUACGAAAACGAUUGGACUCCUACAGAAGACGAUUUUAAACUUUUUGAUAAACAAAGCAAUGGAGGAGGACAUGAUUUUCCAAGUUUCACCUACAGUCCGAAGCCAUGGAGAAAAAAAUGCGGGAAAGAUCAUUGUUUCUUUGAAGAUGGCUCAAUACUUUACUUGUAG